AUGGCACAGUCUAGUUGCAAAACUUUGGUGCAGUGGUUGGUAGCAGCAUUGCUCAUUGCCUUGUUGGGUGGUGCACAAGCUGUUGCAAUAUGUAACAUAGACUCAAGUCAAUUAAACUUGUGUCGUGCUGCAGUUACUGGUCAAAACCCUCCACCACCGGAUGAGAAAUGUUGUGCAGUUGUUCGCCAAGCCAAUUUGCGUUGCCUCUGCAGUUACAAGUCUACCCUACCUUCAUUUGGAAUAAACCCCAAAAAUGCUUUGGCCUUGCCUGGUAAAUGUGGUCUGCAAUGGCCUCCUAAUUGUUGA
This is a messenger RNA of Glycine soja, 306 nucleotides long. RefSeq names its product putative lipid-transfer protein DIR1. The coding region runs from base 1 to 306 and encodes 101 amino acids. The record is from RefSeq and is a predicted model, not a curated record. The transcript has a single exon. Gene Ontology annotation, biological process: systemic acquired resistance. Gene Ontology annotation, molecular function: fatty acid binding. Lineage: Eukaryota; Viridiplantae; Streptophyta; Magnoliopsida; Fabales; Fabaceae.